This is a messenger RNA of Mangifera indica (mango), 2958 nucleotides long. Its product is annotated as extra-large guanine nucleotide-binding protein 3-like. The coding region runs from base 148 to 2613 and encodes 821 amino acids. NCBI's taxonomy places the organism in Eukaryota, Viridiplantae, Streptophyta, Magnoliopsida, Sapindales, Anacardiaceae. The transcript has 8 exons. Gene Ontology annotation, biological process: adenylate cyclase-modulating G protein-coupled receptor signaling pathway. The record is from RefSeq and is a predicted model, not a curated record. Gene Ontology annotation, cellular component: heterotrimeric G-protein complex. Gene Ontology annotation, molecular function: G-protein beta/gamma-subunit complex binding; G protein-coupled receptor binding; guanyl nucleotide binding.
GCAGUUUUCGCUUAAAAAAAAAAAAAAAGAAAGGCUCAUAUCUCUCCACUUGUACAAAAUUUGAAAACAUUUUCUGAGUGUGAAACUGGAAACGAUUUUGGCUUUUCGUACUCAAAACCUCCGCUCUGAAUAUUCCUUGACAAGAAGAUGACAGAAAUUGCGGCGAAAGCCGGCGAGGAGGAGGAGAAGACUUGGGAGGAAGCUCUGAGAAGAAUGUUACCGGAAGGCGCACCAUUACCGGACGAAGAGCAACUCGAUUUCUCCAUCGCCGUCGAAUACGAAGGUCCUCCUCUUCCUUAUAAUAAUAUUCCUAAAGUUGAUCCUGUUAAUCUUAAUUCACUUUCGCUUCCUAAGAUUACUCGAAGAAAACUUCCUAGAUUUAAUAGAGCUUCCUUUACUGAUCUCAAAGUCAAAUUUUCCAACGGUAGAAAUGGUGAUGAUGAUCAUGAUGGAUUGCAAUCGGGUGAUUUUAGUAAUGAUGAUGUGUCGAUUAAUGAUUUGUCUUCACCGGUUAAUGGUGAUGAUGGUGGUGGUGGUGAGGAUGUGAAAGAAGAGCAGGGGGUGGACGAGUCAAAGAAGAGUAAGGUUGUUUGGAAGAAGAAGAGGAGGGGAGGAGUUUGUAAUCGGUGUUUGAAAUGGAGUCAUUUUUUGAAGGAGAGAGAGGCUUGUUUGGUUUGUGAUGCGAGGUAUUGUAGUAAUUGUUUGAUUAAAGCAAUGGGAUCGAUGCCGGAAGGGAGGAAGUGUGUUAAUUGUAUUGGGAAGGCUAUAGAUGAAUCCAAGAGAUCGAUGUUAGGAAAGCCAUCUAGGAUCUUGUCGAAAGUUUGUAGUACUUUGGAGGUAAAACAGAUAAUGAAGGCAGAGAAGGAAUGUGCUUCAAAUCAGCUUAGACCUGAGCAGUUGAUUGUGAAUGGUCGGCAGUUGAACCAAGAUGAAUUAGCUGAGCUUUUGGGUUGUCCUAACCCUCCUCAGAAGUUGAAGCCAGGCAAGUAUUGGUAUGAUAAAGAUUCUGGCCUUUGGGGAGAGGAGGGUGAGAAGCCUGAUAAGAUAAUUACUUCAAAGUUGAACGUCGGGGGUAAGCUUCAGCAGGAUGCCAGCAAUGGAAACACUAAGGUUUACAUAAAUGGUCGGGAAAUCAACAAGAUUGAGCUCAAAGUUUUAAGGCUGGCUGGUGUACAGUGUCCUUGUGAUACUCAUUUUUGGGUGUAUGAUGAUGGAUCUUAUGAGGAAGAAGGUCAAAAUAACAUUAAGGGAAACAUAUGGGGAAAGGCAUCUACUCGUUUCAUUUCCUCAUUAUUUUCAUUGCCUGUACCACCUGGAAGUACUCGGGGACAGAUUGACGAUCCAGGUACUUUCUCAGUUAGGUCAGUACCUGAGUAUCUGGAGCAGGGAAGCAUCCAGAAACUUUUGUUAUUUGGGCUGGAAGGAUCUGGAACUAGCACUAUCUUCAAACAGGCUAAGUUCUUAUAUGGAAAUCAGUUCACUCCGGAAGAGCGACAGGAUAUCAAGCUUAUGAUUCAAAGUAAUAUGUACAAAUAUCUUAGCAUAUUACUUGAGGGGCGAGAGAUGUUUGAAGAGGAAGCUUUAUUAGAGAGAAAAACUACUUUGGAUGAUGAAGCAUCUACCCCAGGUGUUGAGGAAAAUAAGCAAUGUAUCUACUCAGUAAACCAAAGAAUCAAGCACUUUUCUGACUGGUUGUUGGAUAUCAUGGCUACUGGUGAUUUCGAUAAAUUCUUUCCUGCUGCAACACGCGAGUAUGCACCUGUUGUGGAUGAGAUUUGGAAGGAUCCUGCCCUCCAGGAAACAUACAAGAGAAGGGAGGAAUUGCAACAUCUUCCGAAUGUGGCCAAAUAUUUCUUAGAUCAGGCUGUUGAAAUAUCUAGUAAUGAAUAUGAACCAUCAGAGGAGGACAUUUUAUAUGCUGAAGGAGUCACUCAAGGGAAUGGUCUUGCCUUCAUGGAAUUUUCAUUUAAUGAUAGAAGCCCGAUGUCGGAGUUGUACCAUGAGAAUUUAGAAUCACCUCCCUUGACAAAGUACCAACUUAUCCGCAUGAAUUCCAAGGGACUACAUGAUAGUCGUAAAUGGCUGGACAUGUUUGAAGAUAUGAGAGGUGUGAUCUUCUGCAUUGCUUUGAGCGACUAUGACCAGAUGUGGACGCAUGGCACAGGUACCCUUCACAACAAAAUGCUGGCUGGCAGAGACAUGUUCGAGAGUCUUGUUAGACACCCUUGUUUUAAGGAUACCCCAUUCGUCCUUUUGCUGAACAAAUACGACAUCUUCGAAAACAAGAUUAACCAGGUUCCCUUGUCAACUUGUGAGUGGUUCAAGGAAUUCAGCCCUGUGAAGCCCCACAGCAAUAAUCAAGCACUGGCGCACCAAGCAUACUACUAUGUUGCUGUGAAAUUUAAGCAGCUAUACCAUUCAAUAACUCGCCGCAAGUUGUUUGUUUGGCCAACCUGGUCGCACAAGCGUGCCACAAUUGACGAGGCAUUCAAGUACACGCGAGAGGUGCUCGAGUGGGACGAAGAGAAAAAUGCAAAUAUGUAUGGAAUCAGUGCGGAUGAAUCCUUUUACAGCAUGGAGUUGAGUGCAUCUCCUUAUAUUAGGCAACAAUGAAUUCAUUUCUGAUUCUAUGCUCAUCUCUGUACAUAAAGGUUAGCUAAGCUGACAAUUUUAACGAAGCAGAGACGGCUUUUUAUCACCCUGAAUGAUUAAUCGAGUGCGGCGGAAGAGGAAUUAAAACCAUUUUAGCAGCUUGAAGAUCAAUGAGUCCUGGUUCAGGUACCAUAAGUGAUUGAAAAUUGGUUUAUCGAUAAGCUCUUUUUGAUUUGGGAGCUUGUAAUUCUUUUUAAGAGGGUAAUUUUCUCAGCUGUACAGUGAGUGAAGCCAGCACUUUUGAGUCGCCUUUUUGUUUUUUUUUAAUAAUUUAGUUUUCAUUUUAUUACAAAUAUUUUUGUAAAA